This is a messenger RNA of Fundulus heteroclitus (mummichog), 2674 nucleotides long. Its product is annotated as GRAM domain-containing protein 2B. The transcript has 13 exons. The record is from RefSeq and is a predicted model, not a curated record. The coding region runs from base 261 to 1370 and encodes 369 amino acids. Lineage: Eukaryota; Metazoa; Chordata; Actinopteri; Cyprinodontiformes; Fundulidae.
GAGCAGUUUCAUUAUUCUCUUUUUAUUAAGGCGUUAUCCCGCCGUCUAUUUCUAGCUUUUGGCCUAACCUUUACACUUAGGUCUGAGUUUCCUUCACAGGUCCCAAUAAACCGGACCUUUACCCUCCUUCGAGAUAGAUAUCGAGGAUAUAAGAGCAAAGGUGCUGAGAUACUUGUCAGUUAGCUGCUCGAUGCCAAACGAGGCAACAGGUUCUUGUUGGUUUUUGAGCUCGGGGGAAGGAAUUAGGGGGGAAAUUAGGCAUGGAGAAAGAUUUGCUAGGUGAAAAAGGUGCUUUGGAUGAUCCUAAUUCUCCGGGAGAUGUCAGCAGCAGCUACCCAGUGGAGAGCGGCGGGCUGCCGGCCAAAGCCAAGAAAAGCCGGAGCAGCCAGAGCCUGAAGAAGACGGAGGCGAGGAAAGCCUUGAGCUUAGAGGCUGCUCAGCUGGAGCUGCAGCAGCAGCACAAAGUCCUCACCAGACAAGUCGCUGUCAGGUCAGAGACUUUUGACGUUGACGGCAAAGCCUUGGAGCGGACCGAGGGCACCGGCACACAAAGCAGUUUCACAAAGCACAACAAGACAUUCCACAAGUUGUUUCCAGACAUUCCCGAGAGCGAAGACUUGAUACAUGCAUACAUCUGUGCCCUGCAGAGGGAAGUGCCCUACCACGGUCGGCUUUACAUCACCGUCGCCAACGCCUGUUUCUAUUCCUCGGUUCUGCUAAAGGACACUAAGGUUAUCAUUCCGGUCUCCUCCAUCCACACGGUGAAGAAGCAGAAUACAGCCCUGCUGGUUCCUAACGCCUUGUCCAUUCGCACCACAGAAGGAGAGAAGUUCCUCUUUGUGUCUCUGAGGAACAGAGAAUCCUGUUACCAGCUGCUCCGCUCAGUCUGUCCUCAGGUAGAGGAGGGCAGCACCAACAGCAGCCCCAUUUUCUCCUCAGGCGAGAACAGCUUCGACAAAAGCAAACUUGUGAACUCCAGCCAGUCCAGCCUGGACGACAGCCUGGACGGCUCUGAAACGCAGUCUUUACAGAACCCGGCCCCGCACCGAGCUCUCAGAGAGGCAGCGCCCGAUGGGACCGCUUCGGGUUUCAGCAACCUGCAGCAAAGCGACAGCUCGUCCUCUGAGGAGCUCCCAGAGUCAGGUGGAUCGUGGAUGUGGAAAGUGACUGAAAAGGCCAAGUCUCUGCUGGUUCAGAGAGAGUUCAGCACCCUCAACACUCUCCUCUUUAUUUACUUGAUUUUGGUGGUACUGCUGCUGCUGUCUUCGGGUUACAUCGGUCUCCGUAUCGUGGCCCUAGAGGAGCAGCUCUCGUCCCUCGGCGCGCUGCCAGAGUUCACCUUACAGAGCGGGUACAACAAAAACACAUAACCCUCAUCGACGGAAGGGGAGAUCGGACGACUCGUGAUUGGAAGAUGAUUCUCAGCCUCUUCGACAGCCGAAACCUGAAGGCGCAAAACCUUAACGUACUCAGACUCUGCUGCGGCGGCGGCCCGCGCUGCCGCGUGGAGGAGGAGCCGCCGUCGACUCGAGGAGCUCUUCGUCCUCUCCGCAGUAAACAAACGGACGCGUAGCGGCGUCGUCACACAGAGCCAAGCCAAAUGAAUCCGCGCGGCUGCCUGGCUGCAGCGCGCCGGUCGGUAGAACCAAAGCCACGAACGGCUCAAAGUCAGCGAAGUGCCACGCCAGCCGAGGAGUCAGCGGGGGGGGGGCUUUGCUUCCACAAACUCUUGCAACGUCUGUGAACUUGUGUCGCUCAUCGGUCCCGUUGUCCUCGCGCAUGCGACCUGAACAGGGCUAUAGUGAGCAGCGCUGGCCUGCUGUCGUGCUUCUUACUGCAUCCCCACACUGGAGACGUAGCGCUAUGCAUAGCCAAAGACGCACAGAGUGCACAUCUUUUGCAUGAGUGCACCAGAGGCAACCUUUCUAUCUCUUCCUUAAGCUUCCGUCUCUCGGCCUCCUCCUCUAACGCGCAGCAGGUUUCGGGUACUUUAAAUGUUUCUUUCCUGUCUGCCGUGGGUUUGAACCGAUGGGUUUUUAAAAAAAAUCUGAUGCAGAUCGGCCCACGAGAGGCUGGAUGAUUUUCCCCGACGGUCUUUGCCUUUCUCUCUUCUUCCGAUCAGCAGCGAUUGCGGGUUUUCUUUUCCUCGUCUUUGGAAUGAUUUAAACGCGUUUAAUGAUCAAUGCUCGGAGGUUUGUUGCCCUUCCAGUCUCUCCUGGAUGAAUGCAUCCUGAACGCACACAUCCUCAGCACAACAGGACAGCUGAAAGUUGUCCCCAAGGCGUAGAUUUCUGGUCUCCAAAGGCAGAAUCAGCUCUCGUCUUCUUCAGGUGUUUAGUUGCGGUAGCAUCUUUUGUGCAAAAUUAACAUUUUGUUCCAUAGCAACAGGCCUCCUGAGGACCAGUUACCGUUAAUGUAUUUCUAACACGUGUCUGCAGGUUUUGACACUUGACUGAUACCCUAUAUGCAUUCUCGCUCUUAGUCGUCUACAGGGAAGACUAAAGCCGCCAGGUCCGAGUUUUCAAAUGCAAAAAAAAAAAAAAAAGUGGUCCCAAAAAGAAAUUUCAAUUUACAACUAUUAUGCAUGUGGGGAAGGAAAUGUAACUGUUUUGUUUGCGGUUUUUAAAAGUGGAAGCUUCGUGUUUGUGAGGAAGAGGCAAUCCAAGAAAAAAAA